UUUUGUCUCUUUGUUGCAGGUUAAAGUUGAGAAACAGGAAAGUGCUUUUGAUGACAGUUGGAUUGGAGCUGCACGUAGUGAUACGGCUACUCAGCAGAUCAAGAUCGAGAAGCAGGAGGAUGUAUUUGGAGAAUGUGAAUUUGCAACUAGCAACGUCAUAGAUGAGUCAUCCUCGCACAAUGGUUCAACUUCCAAUCAGAUGACGAGAGUUAAGCAGGAGAAUGAUAGCAGCCAAGAACCAGCGCCAGAGUGCAGCACUGCAUGCUCUCCAACUGAUGAUGAUUUCAGCCAACAACAUUAUCUAAUCCCGGGCUAUAAUCUAAUAUUCAUCAAAGAGGAAGAAUAUGUUGAGCAAGAGGCAGAAGGAUGUUCAGUGGAGAGUGACCCGGAGAUGUGGCCUUCAAACUGCAGCACAUCUGAAACUGCCAAUGCAACAGAAGUGGGUGGACUGAAUGCACAUUCAAUCUCUCCCAUGGAAGAGUGCACUGAGCCAUCUGUGGCUGGCAAAAAGAUCAAGCUCUACAGCUGUGCUGACUGCAGCUAUAAAACUCCAUCGAUCACUCAUUGGAAGAGACACAUGAGAAAACACACUGGGGAAAAGCAUUUCAGCUGUGAGUAUUGCGGCUAUAAAUGUACUCAAUCUGGUAAUUUGGAGAGACAUAUCAGAACACAUACAGGAGAAAGACCUUUCAGCUGCGAGUAUUGUGACUAUAAAUGUGCUGAAUCUGGUAAUUUGGAGAGACAUAUCAGAACACAUACAGGAGAAAGACCUUUCAGCUGCAAGUAUUGUGACUAUAAAUGUGCUCAAUCAAGUGAUUUGAAAAAACAUGUCAGAACACAUACAGGAGAAAGACCUUUCAGCUGCAAGUAUUGUGACUAUAAAUGUGUUCGAUCUGUUACUUUGAAAUCACAUAUCAGAACUCAUACAGGAGAAAGACCUUUUAGCUGCGAGUAUUGUGACUAUAAAUGUGCUCUAUCAAGUAAUUUGAAGAAACAUAUCAAAACUCAUACAGGAGAAUGACCUUUCAGUUGUGAGUUAUGUGAUUAUAAAUGUGCUCAAUCUGGUACUUUGAAGGAACAUAUCAGAACACAUACAGGUGAAACACCUUUCAGCUGCAAGUAUUGUGACUAUAAAUGUGCUGUAUCAAGUAAUUUGAAAAGACAUAUAAGAACACAUAAUAAAUGAGAAUCAACUACUAGCUGAAAAUUUGUGACUUUACGUGUGCUCAUUCAAAUUCAUUUUACUGUGUUUCCUAGUAAGGUGAUCACUAAUAACAGGACAAGUGUAUUGAACAUGUGUGUACACACAAAUGUCGUCCAUAUUGUCGUUUCAUCACAGCUAAAGGCUACAAACAACAUUUGUUGAGGUUCUGAGUAAGUAUCGGCUCACACCUCCCCCUCCUUUAUUUAUAUUGCCAGAGUCGCCCUGGGCUGGCGUCUGUGGAGGGGCGGAGUGGGGGAUGCUGCUCACAGUGUGGUGUGUGCCGGCGGGUGGUUGGGGACGGCUGGGCUCCUCGCGGUGUUGGGUGUCCUCCACAUACACCACGGUUGUCAUCUCACAACACUGAAAUUCUCUCCUUUCUAAGAGGUGAUAGGCCAUGCUUUGGCACUACCUGGAGGGAGGGGAGCCGCUAGGAGUGGUGGGAGAGUAGUGGCAGUCAUCACCGUCGUUGUAGUGCAUGGCAACAGGUCAAAACUUGUCAGAAAUGGUCUCCUAGUGUCUUCCAGACGAGCCUUUGUCACUGACUCCGGUCUGCCUCCAGAUCAAGUGGUGUUCGGUUCGUCCUCUUAGUGACCCCUACCGGUCACCAAAGGUCACCUGACCUGUUUUUUUUUAGAUAAAUGAAAAUUUAAACUCAAAUAGUGCAGCUAAGAAAAAUAAACAACAUAAAUUUGGAGAUGCAAAAGCCUAACCUCAACAAAUCUUGCUAGAAGCCUUUUGCUGUGAUGACACAACAAUCUAUGACAAUAUGUUUAUCAUGCAUGUCUCACCGUUGGUGGCCAUCCUUAUGAAAUCAACCUCGCACUUUCCAUUACCUACUCACAAGCAUUACCUGCUCACAUGGUCAUCAUCCACAAUAAAAUUAUCAAGUCAUUUGAUAAAAUA
Nilaparvata lugens (brown planthopper) is the source of this 2107-nucleotide messenger RNA. RefSeq names its product gastrula zinc finger protein XlCGF17.1-like. NCBI's taxonomy places the organism in Eukaryota, Metazoa, Arthropoda, Insecta, Hemiptera, Delphacidae. The record is from RefSeq and is a predicted model, not a curated record. The coding region runs from base 200 to 1021 and encodes 273 amino acids. Gene Ontology annotation, biological process: regulation of transcription by RNA polymerase II. The transcript is spliced from 4 exons. Gene Ontology annotation, molecular function: RNA polymerase II cis-regulatory region sequence-specific DNA binding; DNA-binding transcription factor activity, RNA polymerase II-specific.